This is a messenger RNA of Bombyx mori (domestic silkworm), 806 nucleotides long. Its product is annotated as mitochondrial inner membrane protease subunit 2. Lineage: Eukaryota; Metazoa; Arthropoda; Insecta; Lepidoptera; Bombycidae. Gene Ontology annotation, molecular function: serine-type endopeptidase activity. The transcript has a single exon. Gene Ontology annotation, cellular component: membrane; mitochondrial inner membrane peptidase complex. The record is from RefSeq and is a predicted model, not a curated record. The coding region runs from base 1 to 495 and encodes 164 amino acids.
AUGUGGCUUAAAAGUGUAUGCAAGUCUCUUGUCUUCGGCUUACCAAUCGGUGUAACCAUUCUAGACACGGUCGGUUAUGUGGCUAGAGUUGAAGGAAUUUCUAUGCAACCCGUGCUGAAUCCAGAAUCGAUGAAUACGGACUAUGUGUUUUUAUCUCGAUGGGCCGUCAGAGAUUAUCACGUGAAACGAGGAGAUGUCAUUUCACUGAUGUCCCCCAAAGAUCCUAACCAAAAGAUUAUCAAACGAGUGGUAGCUUUACAAGGUGACGUUGUAAGCACAUUGGGCUACAAGAACCAGUAUGUGAAAAUUCCAGAAGGACAUUGUUGGGUAGAAGGUGAUCACACAGGUCACACCCUCGACAGCAACACCUUUGGGCCUGUUUCUUUAGGUUUAGUUAAUGCAAGAGCGGUGUGCAUAGUUUGGCCCCCAAGUAGAUGGCAGAGUCUUCAAGCUAAAUUGCCAGAGAACAGACAGCCUGUGAGCACUGCUAUUUAAUCUAGUUAAAUUAGACAAAUGUUAGUUAAAAACAUGCAAAUUGUUUAAAAUUUGAGUUUGUUAAUUAUAUGAAAAAAUGGGAGUAGAAACAUCUUUUGAAUCUGCAUUUUUAUCUAUAUAUUUUAUUUUCCUGAUCUCUGACUAGUCUCAUAUUACCUCUUUUACCUUGUUCUUUAUUUAGAAGUAAUGUUUUAUUCCAUGGAAGCUGGCAAGCUGUAGUACAAUAAAACUUAUUGGAUAAAAAAUAUUAUCCUGUUAUUGUUGUGAAUGAUAAAAAUGUAUUUAUAAAUAAAAAUGUUUAAUAAACACUA